CAUCACUUCCGUCCCCAGCCCCCGGAGCUGGCGGCGAGGCGCUGGGGCUGCGGCUGCACCGGGGGCCGCGAUGGGGCUGUGACAGCGGCGGGGCCGGCCGAGGGGGGCAGCGCUCAGCACCCGGGGCCGCCUCCCCCACGCCCCGUCGGGCACCCGGAGCUGCAAGGACGGAGCGCGGGGGGGCUGCUCGCAGAGGGUCUCCCAUGGGCCUGACUAGCCGGACGUGGAUGCCAUGGAGCUGUGUGCAAAAAAACACCCCCCAGAGGAAGAAAGGCGGGUGAAGGCCAACGCCCGAGAGUACAACGAGAAGUUCCAGUAUGCGAGUAACUGUAUCCAGACCUCCAAGUACAAUAUCAUCACCUUCCUGCCCGUCAACCUCUUCGAGCAGUUCCAGGAAGUGGCCAACACCUAUUUCCUCUUUCUCCUCAUCCUGCAGCUGAUUCCCCAGAUCUCCUCGCUCUCCUGGUUCACCACCAUCGUGCCUUUGGUUCUCGUCUUAACCAUCACAGCUGUCAAAGAUGCCACUGACGACUACUUCCGCCACAAGAGCGACAACCAGGUGAACAAUCGCCAAUCUCAGGUGCUGAUCAACGGAACCCUCCAGCAGGAGCAGUGGAUGAAUGUGUGCGUCGGAGACAUCAUCAAGCUGGAGAACAACCAGUUUGUGGCGGCUGACCUCCUGCUCCUCUCCAGCAGCGAGCCCCAUGGACUGUGCUACAUAGAGACGGCCGAGCUCGACGGAGAGACCAACAUGAAAGUGCGCCAGGCCAUUCCUGUCACCUCGGAGCUGGGGGACAUCCGCAAGCUGGCCCAGUUUGAUGGUGAGGUGAUCUGCGAGCCCCCCAACAACAAACUGGACAAGUUCAGCGGGACCCUGUACUGGAAGGAGAACAAAUACCCGCUGAGCAACCAGCACAUGCUGCUGCGAGGCUGCGUGCUGCGUAACACCGAGUGGUGCUUCGGCCUCGUCGUCUUCGCAGGUCCUGACACCAAGCUGAUGCAGAACAGCGGGCGGACCAAGUUCAAGAGGACAAGCAUCGACCGGCUGAUGAACACGCUGGUGCUCUGGAUCUUCGGGUUCCUGGUGUGCAUGGGGGUAAUCCUGGCCAUCGGCAAUGCCAUCUGGGAACACGAGGUGGGAGCCUGCUUCCAGAUCUACCUGCCCUGGGACGAGGCGGUGGACAGUGCCUUCUUCUCCGGCUUCCUCUCCUUCUGGUCCUACAUCAUCAUCCUCAACACCGUGGUGCCCAUCUCACUCUACGUCAGCGUGGAAGUGAUCCGCCUUGGCCACAGCUACUUCAUCAACUGGGACAAGAAGAUGUACUGCGCGCAGCGCCAGACGCCGGCCGAGGCCCGCACCACCACGCUCAACGAGGAGCUGGGCCAGGUGGAGUACAUCUUCUCCGACAAGACCGGCACCCUCACCCAGAACAUCAUGAUCUUCAGCAAGUGCUCCAUCAACGGGCGCAGCUACGGUGACAUGCUGGAUGUGCUGGGGCACAAGGCGGAGCUGGGGGAGAGGAGGGAGCCGGUCGACUUCUCCUUCAACCCGCUGGCCGACCCGCGGUUCCGGUUCUGGGACGCCAGCCUGCUGCAGGCCGUCCAGCUCGGCAACCCCCACGUGCACGAGUUCUUCCGGUUGCUCUCGCUCUGCCACACCGUCAUGUCCGAGGAGAAGAGCGAAGGUGAGCUGUACUACAAGGCGCAGUCCCCGGACGAGGGGGCGCUGGUCACGGCCGCCAGGAACUUCAGCUUCGUCUUCCGCUCGCGUACGCCCAAGACCAUCACGGUGCAGGAGCUGGGCCGGGCCGUCACCUACCAGCUGCUGGCCAUCCUGGACUUCAACAACGUCCGCAAGCGCAUGUCCGUCAUCGUGCGGAGCCCCGAGGGCCGGAUCCGUCUGUACUGCAAAGGGGCUGACACCAUCCUCCUGGAGAGGCUGCACCCAGCCCACCACGAGCUGCUGAACGUAACCACCGACCAUCUGAAUGAGUACGCCGGCGAGGGGCUGCGGACACUGGUGCUGGCCUACAAGGACCUGGAGGACGGCUACUACAAGGACUGGGCCGAGCAGCUGCUGCGAGCCGGCACUGCCCCUGACGGCCGCGAGGACCGGCUGGCCCGGCUGUACGAGGAGGUGGAGCGGGACAUGACGCUGCUGGGGGCUACCGCCAUUGAGGACAAACUGCAGCAGGGAGUCCCCGAAACCAUUGCCAUCCUAACGCUGGCCAACAUCAAGAUCUGGGUGCUGACCGGGGACAAGCAAGAGACGGCCGUGAACAUUGGCUACUCCUGCAAGAUGCUGACGGAUGACAUGACCGAGGUGUUCAUCGUGACAGGCCACACGGUGCUGGAGGUGCGGGAGGAGCUCAGGAAAGCCCGGGAGAAGAUGAUGGACUCGUCGCGCUCCAUGGGCAAUGGCUUCUCCUGCCAGGAGAAACUCUCCUCUUCCUCGUCUGCUUCCCGGCUCGCCUCAGUGCUGGAGGCCAUUGCGGGCGAGUACGCCCUGGUCAUCAAUGGCCACAGCCUGGCCCACGCGUUGGAGGCCGACAUGGAGCUGGAGUUCCUGGAGACAGCCUGUGCCUGCAAGGCCGUGAUCUGCUGCCGCGUCACCCCGCUGCAGAAGGCCCAGGUGGUGGAGCUGGUGAAGAAGUACAAGAAGGCCGUGACGCUGGCCAUCGGGGACGGCGCCAACGACGUCAGCAUGAUCAAGACUGCCCACAUUGGCGUGGGCAUCAGCGGGCAGGAGGGCAUCCAGGCCGUGCUGGCCUCCGACUAUUCCUUCUCCCAGUUCAAGUUCCUGCAGCGCCUCCUGCUGGUGCACGGCCGCUGGUCCUACCUGCGCAUGUGCAAGUUCCUCUGCUACUUCUUCUACAAGAACUUCGCCUUCACCAUGGUCCAUUUCUGGUUCGGGUUCUUCUGCGGCUUCUCGGCCCAGACGGUCUAUGACCAGUACUUCAUCACCCUGUACAACAUUGUCUACACCUCGCUGCCCGUGCUCGCAAUGGGGGUGUUCGACCAGGACGUGACGGAGCAGCGCAGCAUGGAGUACCCCAAGCUCUACGAGCCGGGCCAGCUCAACCUGCUCUUCAACAAGCGGGAGUUCUUCAUCUGCAUCGCCCAGGGCAUCUACACCUCCGUCCUCAUGUUCUUCAUCCCCUACGGCGUCUUCGCCGACGCUACCCGCGACGACGGUGCCCAGCUGGCCGACUACCAGUCCUUCGCUGUCACCGUGGCAACCUCCCUGGUGAUCGUGGUCAGCGUGCAGAUUGGGCUGGACACGGGGUUCUGGACGGCCAUCAACCACUUCUUCAUCUGGGGCAGCCUGGCUGUGUACUUCGCCAUCCUCUUCGCCAUGCACAGCGACGGCCUCUUCCAGAUGUUCCCCAACCAGUUCCGCUUCGUGGGUAAUGCCCAGAACACGCUGGCCCAGCCCACGGUCUGGCUCACCAUCACCCUCACCACCGUGGUCUGCAUAAUGCCAGUCGUGGCCUUCCGAUUCCUCAAGCUGGACCUGAAGCCUGAGCUGUCGGACACGGUGCGCUACACCCAGCUGGUGCGGAAGAAGCAACGGACACAGCACCGCUGCAUGCGGCGGGUGGGGCGUGCCGGCUCGCGGCGCUCCGGCUACGCCUUCUCCCACCAGGAGGGCUUCGGCGAGCUCAUCAUGUCGGGCAAGAACAUGCCGCUCAGCUCCCUGGCGCUCUCCAGCUUCACCGCCCGCUCCAGCUCCAGCUGGAUCGAGACCCUCCGCAAGAAGAAGGGCGGGGACAGCACCGCCAGCAGCCCCAGCGGGGGGGCCGACAAGCCGCUCAAGGGGUGAGGCUGGGGGGCUCCGAUUCUUACCCCCGCCGGGGGCUGGGCGGCCCGUCAGCGCCCCCGGCUGUUCCCACCGCGGACCGUGGCUGGCUGCUGUGGGUGCUGCUCGCUUGGGAGACCCCCCCCCAUGGCAAGGGGGAGGAGCGCCCCGGGAGGCUCUCCAGGUGCUGAGGUUUGGAGGCGGAAUCUGGACCACAACCAACCGUGUAACCAAAAAUCCCCCCACCCAGAGGGACAGGCGGCUCCCCCAUCCGGAGCCCAGAGCCUGCAGUGUCUUUAAUCGGGACCUCCACCCAGCCGGAGCGGACAGCUACCCUGAGUCACGCGCGAAUGUAACGUGCUGGAGACACGGGGAGGGCCAGGCCUGGCAGGGGGCAGCUGGGCCUGGCAGCGCGUGCCCCCCCUCCGCCACACGUGUCUUUUUUAUAGAUAUAAAAUGAGAAAAACAGCAACCAACGGAGCCCCCACGUUUACGAAGUGACUCUUCUCUGUCCCCGCUGGCACUGGCUGCUCCUGGGGAGGAGCUGGCUGAGCAGAGACGGGCACAGACGUGCUCCCCACGCGAGCCGUGACACUUCCAGGGCUGCGUGGGCGCCCCAGGAGGGCGGGCUAUGGCCUUGGCCUUCUCCUGCAGCAGGGCAGGGGUGGGGUGGGGAGAGGGAUGCCCAGGCAUGGAGGAGUUAUGGGUCCUGCCCUCCCUGGGGCAGGGCAAAUGCUGUAGCAAGGCUGGGCCCUCUCCUCUGCCCGGCUGGUUUCUACACAUGGUGAAACCCUACGUGGCUGGGCGGAGACCCGACCCCCUGGGUGCUGCGCCCAGUCAGUGCCCACCCCGGGGCUGGAGGGUUGUGGCACCUGGAGCCGAGGCCAGAGCCGGGGAGGAAACCGGGCCCUAGGGAGCUGUUACAGACCAGAGCAAAACCGCGGUGGAAAGGGCCAGGAAACACCCAGCGUCUGACCUGAGCCGGGCUCUGGGGGUUCCUGGCUGCAGGGGCAGCCCUAAGGUACUCCCAGCUUGGGGGUGGGGGGCGCAGCCGCAGGGCUUUUGGCUGCUAGUUCACCCCCCCUACCCCGACAGCUGGUGGAGCUUGGCUCUGGCCUCGUGCAACCUCUGCCCAGGUCCUGGGACCAGCCCAGCUGAUGGAUUUGAAAGGGGAACCAGCCCCCCCCCCCCCAACUCCUUUCUUUUCUGCGUGCCAGAGGCUUAGGCAAGGGGCUGGGUCCUGGGGUCAGCAUUGUUGACGGGCUGAUUGUGAUUCAUUCCCCGCAACAGGGAGCCUUUCACAAUCGUCUGGGUGUUUUGGGCUCUGUUUCCCUUCCCCUCUGUGCUGGGAAUGGGCAGGGUCCCGGGGGGUGGGUCUCCUGAGCCACCUUCCUUGGGGCUCCCCAGCCCCUCCACCUCCCAUCCACGCUCCCCUGGGGAAGCGUCCAGCCUGCUGGCUGCUCCCUCGUGCCGCGCUGGCAGGUGCAUGGCCCUUCUCUUGCACACGUAUUCGUAGCUCAUCUCUGCACGCUUCUUGUGAUGCAUUCCUCAUGUCCUUUGCACGGCCCCUACCCACCGGUACUACCCCCGGCACGCCUGGUACGCACACUGCCCGCGCCCGGCUCACUGCGGUCAGUACCCCCAGCUGCUCUGGAUCCCUCGGAGGUUGAGUUGCUUGAGGCUGCAGGAUGUAGCAGACCCGGGGCUGUGGGCAGGCUGGGAAAGGUCCCAGGGCCCCCAGUGUGGGGAUCAGCUCAGGUGUCAGCCCCCAGCGAGGUGGGAUCCAGCUGGAGGCAGAGGGGUUCUCCCGUACUGCUCCUGGACACCCCCUGGGGAGGGUCAGUCGGGGGGGGGGGGGGGAGGCACAAUGGGCCCAGGCCAGUCUUGUGCAGGGCAUGCCUCCUGAUCCACCCCUCUUCCCUCCCCUUGAUCCAUGUCUGUCCAGGGUGCCAAAUAAGAUGGGUGUGGGGGGAGGGAGGACCCAGUGUUCACUCCCCCCCGUCCCAUUCUGCCUUUGAAUGGGAGGGGCUUUACCAGCCAGGGGCAGGUUCGGGUGGGUGCUGUCACAGUUUCAGCCAUUCUCUCCCCACCCGCAGCCGCUGGGGUUGACUACAGAGCUCGACCCACUUGACGAAGGAACAGUGUGCUUGGAGCGGGGGAGUGGGGUCUGGGACCCAGGACGACUGGGUUCUAUUCCCAGUUGUGACACUGACACCCUGUGACUGGCUCUGUGCCUCAGUUUCCCCACCCCCCACCUCCCGUGAAGUGCUAGAGUCUCCUGGGGGGCUGGGUUCUGGAAGGUCGAGGCAGCUUCGGGCAUUGCUGUGGUUGUGUUAAGCCCUUCUGGGAAGGGGCGAGGGCUGGCGAGGCCUGGCUGGGGGAGGGCGUGGCCCCCCGUGUCUGACUUUUAUACCAAAGAGGAACUGUCUGUUUGGGAGCUGGCUGGGUGCGCGUGUGCUAGAGUAUCUAUUUUUGGUUUUUUCUGUUUGUUUGGUGGGGGGAGGUGGCGUGGGCCGGGCCGAGGAGCAGUCGGUAUAAUUUAUUACACAUUUCUAUACUUGCAGAAUUGUAUCAUUUUAUGGGUAUAAAGAGAGAAAAAAAAAUAGCCUUUUAUAAAAACGUCUCUUUCUGA
Molecule: messenger RNA, 6431 nt
Organism: Caretta caretta (loggerhead turtle)
Lineage: Eukaryota; Metazoa; Chordata; Testudines; Cheloniidae
Gene: ATP8B2
Product: ATPase phospholipid transporting 8B2
Biological process (GO): Golgi organization; phospholipid translocation
Cellular component (GO): plasma membrane; trans-Golgi network
Molecular function (GO): magnesium ion binding; ATPase-coupled intramembrane lipid carrier activity; ATP hydrolysis activity
Source: RefSeq, a predicted model, not a curated record